Molecule: messenger RNA, 4178 nt
Organism: Hypanus sabinus (Atlantic stingray)
Lineage: Eukaryota; Metazoa; Chordata; Chondrichthyes; Myliobatiformes; Dasyatidae
Exons: 15
Coding region: 77-2305 (742 amino acids)
Source: RefSeq, a predicted model, not a curated record
ACGGAUGGUUCUGAUUGGACCAACAUCUUACAACGCUGGUUAGUUUCACUUCCCUCGUGAAUUUCAGUUCCUUGAAAUGGAGGCGGCUUUAAGAGCGGCGUUGAUAGUGUUAGUCUUCCAGCGUGAAGAGGUCUCCGCAGCCUCCCAUUUUCUCCGUUUUUUUCUGACGUCCACAACUGAGAUUCCCGACUUCCCACAGUUACUGUUUGCCGGUUACGUGGACGGUGUCCAGUUCAUGACCUACAACAGUGACCGGCCAUUGGUUCCCCAGGACCAGUGGAUGAGUAAGAGUGAGGGGGCCAAGUGGUGGAGGAGGAAGCUGGAAUUUGCCAAGGGUCGAGAGAUUGCACUUAAGCAAUUUUCUUCAUUCAUUAUGUCUCAGAGUAAUCAUUCGCGUGGAGCCCAUACCCUGCAGCAGAUAUUUGGCUGUGAUCUGGAGGAGGACGGGACCUCGAGUGGCUUCUCCCAUUACAGCUGGGACAGCAUGGAUGUGAUGCGCUUCGACCAGGGCCACAUGUUCUGGGUGACAUCAUCACCAUGGGCACAGAACAUCAAAAACCAGUGCAGUGCAGAUCUGGUCCGUAUUAAGAGACUGAAGGACUUCCUGGAGAAGGAGUGUGUGCAGUGGCUACAGAGAUAUGUAGAAUACGGAGAGAGGGAAUCACGAGUGGUGGCUCCCCAGGUGACGUUCACGCCUUUGGACCACAGCCAGCACCUCUCCUGCUUGGCCACCGGCUUCCACCCCCCAUCCAUCGAGGUGACUCUGUGGCGGAACGGGACCAUCUUACACGAGGCCUACUCCAGCGGGCUGCUGCUCAAUCACGACGGCACCCACCAGAUCCGGAAGUGGGUGCAGGUCGAUCCUGCAGACCCGGGCCCGUUCUCCUGCCGGGUGGAGCACGGCGGACUGGAGGAUGCCCUCACCCUGAUUUACGUCCUCUCCCCAGACCGUGAAGCUCAACCCUGGAUCCCAUUAAUGGUGGGGCUCCUGGUCACCAUCCUGGUUCUCACCAUCAUCAUUGGUGCUGUGUACAGGUGGCGAGAGGGAGUGAAGAGGACCUACGUUGCCACACAGACCACAGAAGAUGCAGGAUCCUCGGCCAGUUCCCUCGGCAAUAUGAUCUCUCUGGCAGUCAGUGAGGACGAGAGGUUGACUGGGGAGAGGACUGAGAGAACUUCUCAGCUCAUCGCUUCAAGUCAAGGCUGCUUGAUUCUGGAUUGGGUCUCCAUGGAUCUGUGGUGGUCCCAUCAGCUCCCGCACGCCUCCGUUACUUUCUGGGUCCCAGAUACAGAGCGGACGGGUUCCCGGAGAAUGAUGGUGCUGAUGGUGUUGACUUUGCUAUGCGACGCUGUCUCCGCAGAAUCGCACUCUCUCCGGAUUUGCCUGACUUCCACAACUAAGAUUCCCAACUUCCCACAGUUAGUGGCUGUCACCAGCGUGGAUGGUGUCCAGUUUGUGGUGUACGACAGUCAUCGGAGGUUGGUUCCCCAAGAGCCGUGGAUGGUGAAGAGCGAGGGGGCCACGUGGCUGAAGAAGAAGUCACUUGCUGCGGAGUGGGAGAGGGCCCAGAAAAAACUUAUUCUCUUCAUAAUGUCUACGACCGAUCAAUUGAGUGAAAUCCACACACUCCAGCAGGAGAUUGGCUGUGACCUGAGGGCGGAUGGGACCACGAGAGGCUUCACCCGGUACAGCUGGGAUGGGGAGGACCUGCUGAGCCUGGACGAGGACCAGAUGGAGUGGGACACAUUUGCAAUGUGGGCAGAGAGGAUUAAACACCACUGGGAUCAGGACAAGGUCAACAUUCAGAAAUGGAAGUACUUCCUGAAGGAGGACUGUGUCCAGUGGCUGAGGAAAUUCCUGGCUUACGGAAAGAGGCAACUACGAGUGGACUCACCCAUCUCCCUUCCCCCAGUCCCUCCCCAGGUGACCUUCACCAUAUCAGCCGACACCAGCCUCCUCUCCUGCUUGGCCACCGGCUUCCGCCCCUCAUCCAUUGUGGUGACCCUGUGGCGGAACAGGACCAUCUUGCCUGAGGCCCACUCCAGCGGGCUCCUGCCCAAUCACGACAGCACCCACCAGAUCCGGAAGUGGGUGCAGAUUGAUCCCGCGGACCCGGCAUUGUUCUCCUGCCGGGUGGAGCACAGUGGACUGAAGGAUCCUAUCAUCUGGAAUUACGUGCGGGGAACUCAACCCUGGAUACAGCCUGACCUGCUGAGUAGCUCCAGCAUUUUCAGAGAGUGGCACUGGAUUUCACUCGGGAUCGUGGCCAUUUCCAUCAUCAUUAUCAUUGUCGUUGGCUGCUAAGGAAGGCGAGCUUCAAUCUUCCAGGAUCCUCGAGCAGCUCCAAUGCCAGCAACUAAGUGAUUCGACUGGUGGUCGAUUGGAUGAGGAACUCUCCUCAGUGAGGACCAAGAGACUCCAGGGCUAUAUCAGCUCAUCAUUCCAAGCCAACGCUCCUUGAUUUGAGAAGGCCUCUCUGCACGUGGUCUUGUGGAACUGGAGUGGAAGGCUGGUGUUAUGGACAUCUCCAGCAAGUCAAGAUUGUACUAGAGCAAAGAUAGCACAUUAACAGCCAGAACUGUCCAACACAGAGACAACAAAAGAGUAUGUAUCCUGUCAGAAUGUGCCAGACUGUAGAUUUGGCAUAUUGCUGAUGUGCAGCACUACAGGCUUAUGGGAUUAUGGCCAAAUAAGGUAUAAGAGACCAUGGAGCAACACAUUUCUUGUGCUAAGAUGUGGUCACUCUCAGGCCACAAUUAUGAAAUCUUGGUUACAGAUUUCGAUACAGAUGUGUGAGAUUAUGAACUUUUGGUUAUAGACGUGUUAGAUUGUAGACAAAUGGGAUUGCGGACACAUUGGAUUACGGAUACGUGAGAUGCACACGUGGUAUUGCUGAGUUGUCCAGUUGCGGGCGUGUCCGAUUGUGAACAUGUGGAAUUGCAGAUGAGGAUGUGUGAGAUUGAAGACUUGUCAGAUUUCGGAUGUACCCAGACAUGGGUUUAUGGAUGUGGAUAUGGGUAGCAUGGAGAGAUUAAUAAAAGAAUGUAUUAACCGUCGUUCUUAUUUCAUCCAUGAUCCUACUGACAAAGAGGUGGUGCUGGCAAAUUUAAAACAUGUUAAGAUUUAUCACGGAGGAUAAAUUCUCUUGGUUCUUACCAAGUGUAUCUGAGGACAUUGUUGGAAGCUAGGGAAGAAAUUGCUGGGGCGUUGUUGGAGAUGCUUGUAAAUAUUCUAGCCACACGGAGAGAGGCUGGGUGAUUGAAGGGUGCCUAAUACUUCAAGGACAAGCCAAGGCCAGUGAGGGUAACGUCAGUGUGGGAAGGCAAGGAUUUGGGAUGCUCAGUAUGGCAUUGGGUGUGUGCAGAAAAUCACAUCUCAUGAAUUUGACUGAGUUUGUUUUUGAAGAAGUAAUCUGGGUCUGACAAGUGCGAUAUGAUACACAUCGUCUUCAUGGACCUUUGAUGAGGUCCCAGAUCAGAGGCUGUUCUGGAAAGAUAGAUCACAUAAGGAUUGAGCACGUGCUAGCCAAUUAGAUAAUAAAUUGGCUUGGUGGUACGAGUCAUAGUGGACAGUGCUGAAGGAAUGAGCUGCCAGAGGAAGUGACUAAGACAGGUCCAGAAUCAGACCUGUCGUGUACAGGAUUAAAAUCAGCUGCAGAAAUUUGUAAAAUUACUCAACUCCAUCAUGGGUGCAAGUCUCCAAGGCAUCUUCAAGAAGCAGUGCCUGAGAAAGGUGGUGUCCAUCAUUUAGGGCCACGCACCACCACCCAGGAUACGUCGUGAACUGUAUUAACUUUAUGGUAGCAGUACAGUGAAAUACAUGAUAAAUAUAGAGAAGAGAACUGUUAGUCAAGUUAAAAUUUGAAAUAAAAAAACAAAAAAUAGGUAGUCUUCAUGGGUUCAAUAUCCAUUUAGAAAUCAGAUGCCAAAGCAGAAAGAAGCUGUUCCUGAAUUGCUAAGUGUGUGCAUUCAGACUUCUAUACCUCCCUCUCCAUGGUAACAAUGAGGAGUGGGUAUCCCCUGGGUGGUCCUAAAUGAUGGACACCACCCCUUGCAGAUGCCUUGGAGAUUUGUACCCAUGAUGGAGCUGAGUAAUUUUCCAGCUUUCUGCAGCUGAUUUUAAUCCUGUACAAUGGACACUCUUCCAGUGUGGUGCAGUCAUAAUGCUCUCCAUUUCU